This is a messenger RNA of Podarcis raffonei (Aeolian wall lizard), 1603 nucleotides long. Its product is annotated as outer dense fiber protein 3-like. The transcript has 7 exons. NCBI's taxonomy places the organism in Eukaryota, Metazoa, Chordata, Lepidosauria, Squamata, Lacertidae. Bases 740 to 1498 code for a protein of 252 amino acids. The record is from RefSeq and is a predicted model, not a curated record. Gene Ontology annotation, cellular component: cytoskeleton.
AUGAGUGGCAGAAUAUUGGGGGAGAAACUGUGGGGUGGAAUCGAGGCAACUGUGUUGCCAGGGGUUCUUUAGCCGAGAUUCCUUCAUGGCGCGUAGGGUGGGUGUGUGGACUAGAUCAGGCAUCCCCAAACUCGGCCCCUCCAGCUGUUUUGGGAGUACAGUUCCCAUCAUCCUUGACCACUGGGCCUGUUAGCUAGGGAUGAUGGGAUUUGUAGUCCCAAAACAGCUGGAGGGCCGAGUUUGGGGGUGCCUGGACUAGAUGGUUCUUGGGUCUCUUCCUGCUCUACGAUUCCCUGAUUCUAGAGAUUCCUCGGAGGUUUUUCAGCAGAGGCUGGGGUUUUUAAGCUGUCCUCCCCGCAUUUGCAAAGAGCUUGGGGUCCCUUCCGACGUUACAGUUCCAAGAUUCCUUGAAAUGACUCUCCCUUGCAGGGACCUCCUCGCCUGGACCGUCCACGGAAGGGACGCAUCCAAACGGCUAGGCGAGUUUAGCUGAGGCUGCCCCGGCGCCAACGCUUCCCUGCUUACACCUGAGGACCUGGCCAGGUGAUCCUCCAAUAGCCUCAAGAGAUCAGCAGGAAGAAGAAGAAGAAGAAGAAGAAGAAGAAGAAGAAGAAGAGGAGGAGGAGGAGGAGGAGGAGGAGGAGGAGGAGUUUGGAUUUGAUAUCUCGCUUUAUCACUACCCAAAGGAGUCUCAAAGCAGCUCACAAUCUCCUUUCCCUUCCUCUCCCAAGACCGGAACAUGUCGACAGAUGUUUGGGUGGGGUCCUGGCGCCCCCACCGGCCCAGAGGGCCAAUUGCUGCCCUCUACAGCAGCCCCGGGCCCAAAUAUGCUCUCCCAUCAAACGUAGGCUACCAACUGCAUGACCCUUCUCGCACCCGGGCCCCGGCCUACAGCUUUGGCACUCGCCACUCCCAGGACCAAGAGAACUGCUCCCCCGGCCCGGGCUACCUCAUCCCAACCAACAUGACCGUGAGGGGCAGGGCCGGGAUUCCUGCUUAUUCCAUCUACGGACGCCCCAAGGACGUGCCGCCUUUUAGGACCCCGGGGCCAGGCUGCUAUUCUCCGGAGAAAGCUGGGAGAUGGGCUUACCGCUCUGCCCCCAUGUACUCCCUUGCCUACCGGACGAAGGAAUUCCAGAACAACCAGACACCAGGGCCUGCAGCCUACUGGCUCCCCCCCAUGCUGGGGCCCAAUGUGGUUGGCAAGACCUCAGCCCCCAAUUUCUCCAUUUAUGGGCGCAAGUCAAUCGGCAGCUUCUAUGAGGACCUCAGCAAGACGCCAGGGCCCUGCAACUACCGCCUGGUGGAUCCCAGCGUCUACAAGAAACGGCCGCCGCAGUUCAGCAUGCUAGCGCGCAACAUGCCCCCAGGAGACAACACUUUGAAGCCGGGUCCAGGAGCCUACAGCCCCGAGAAGCACACCCAGCAACGUGGCUUGACCUUUGGGAUCCGCCACUCGGACUACGUGGCUCCUCUCAUUGUGGAGGUGGCGGAUUAAACUGGCUCCAUCGGCGAAGACGGUCUGGACAAGAAAGAUUCCUUUGGAAACAUAUGGAUCUCUGGGUGCUUUGUGUUGCUGCUGGGGAUUGGGGCCUGGGGAGGG